Messenger RNA from Penicillium angulare, 630 nucleotides. RefSeq names its product EMI1 family protein. The transcript has a single exon. Lineage: Eukaryota; Fungi; Ascomycota; Eurotiomycetes; Eurotiales; Aspergillaceae. The record is from RefSeq and is a predicted model, not a curated record. Bases 1 to 630 code for a protein of 209 amino acids.
AUGGGUUGGUUAUGGAACUCCAGUACUUCCGGAGACAAACCCAGCUCCAGCUCCAACAACACUCCAACUUUACCAGAAUCAACCACUCCGCAAAAUGCACCACCUAAAAAGUUGACACCAGACGAACAAGCCGACCUAGAAUUCAAUCAGCUUCUCGCCGACCUCCGAAGAGCAGAUGGAGAAUUAAAUAAUACCACACAAUCAUCUACGUCGUCAUUAAAUGGCACCGCCGAACACCCAACUUCAUCCAUUGCUCCCGAAUCUCUCUACGCAGACACCAUGUCCUGCCGCACAGCCUUUGAUUACGCAUUUUUCUGUCAAUCGUUCGGAGGACAAUUCGUCAAUGUCUAUCGUUAUGGAGAAUUGAGGUCUUGCAGCGACCACUGGGAUAAUUUCUGGUUAUGCAUGAAGACGAGAGGAUGGUCGGAUGAGCUGCGGAGGAAAACUAUUCGUGAUCAUAACAAGAAGAAGGCUAUUAAAUAUAAGACUGGGCCUAGUAGCGAGGAUGUUUGGGAUGUAAGGCUUGAUCCUGCUUCGGAUGCUUUUAAGGGUGAUUUUGCGGCUCUUGAGAAAGAGAUGAAGGUUGCUGAGGAGGCGCAGCAGACGGAGAAGCAGAAGGGGGGUGUUUGA